UGAAAGGGUGGGGUUUGCUCAGACUGUCCUUCCUCUCUGGACUGUAAGAAUAUGUCUCCAGGGCCAGUGUCUUCUGAGAUCGAGUCACACCUUCAAAGUCCUGGCAUCUCAAUGCAUCUGGAAAGCUACCUGCAUUAAGUCAGGACUGAGAUGGCCAGGCUGAGGGGAAACCAGGAAGGAUGAGGAUUAAAGAUCUGGGUCCUCAAGAACUUUCAUUAUCAACAGCACCCAAGUGAGUUUCAGAAAGAAGAAGCGAUGGCUACAGUGAUACUGGAGAGCAUCUUUCUCAAGCGAUCCCAACAGAAAAAGAAAACAUCACCUUUAAACUUCAAGAAGCGCCUCUUUCUCUUGACUGUGAAUAAACUUUCCUAUUAUGAGUAUGACUUUGAACGUGGGAGAAGAGGCAGUAAGAAGGGUUCAAUAGAUGUUGAGAAGAUCACCUGCGUUGAAACAGUGGUUCCUGAAAAAAAUCCUCCCCCUGAAAGACAGAUUCCGAGAAGGGGUGAAGAAUCCAGUGAAAUGGAGCAGAUUUCUAUCAUUGAAAGGUUCCCUUAUCCCUUCCAGGUUGUAUAUGAUGAAGGGCCUCUUUAUGUCUUCUCCCCAACUGAAGAACUGAGGAAGCGUUGGAUUCAUCAGCUCAAAAAUGUAAUCCGGUACAACAGUGAUCUGGCACAGAAAUACCAUCCUUGCUUCUGGAUCGAUGGGCAGUAUCUCUGCUGCUCUCAGACAGCCAAAAAUGCUAUGGGCUGCCAAAUUUUGGAGAAUAGGAAUGGAAGUUUAAAACCUGGGAGUUCUCACCGAAAGACGAAAAAGCCCCUUCCUCCCACACCUGAGGAGGACCAGAUCUUGAAAAAGCCUCUGCCCCCUGAGCCAACAGCAGCACCUGCCUCUACAAGUGAGCUGAAAAAGGUUGUAGCCCUUUAUGAUUAUAUGCCAAUGAAUGCAAAUGAUCUACAGCUACGAAAGGGUGAUGAGUAUUUUAUCCUGGAGGAGAGCAACUUACCCUGGUGGAGAGCGCGGGAUAAAAAUGGGCAAGAAGGCUACAUCCCUAGUAACUAUGUCACCGAAGCAGAAGACUCCAUAGAAAUGUAUGAGUGGUAUUCUAAACACAUGACUCGGAGUCAAGCUGAGCAACUGCUAAAGCAAGAGGGGAAAGAAGGAGGCUUCAUUGUCAGAGACUCCAGCAAAGCAGGAAAAUAUACUGUGUCUGUGUUUGCUAAAUCUACAGGGGACUCUCAAGGGGUGAUACGCCAUUAUGUUGUGUGUUCCACACCUCAGAGCCAGUAUUACCUGGCUGAGAAGCACCUUUUCAGCACCAUCCCUGAACUCAUUAACUACCAUCAGCAUAACUCUGCAGGACUCAUAUCUAGGCUCAAAUAUCCAGUGUCUCAACAAAACAAGAAUGCACCUUCCACUGCAGGCCUGGGCUACGGAUCAUGGGAAAUCGAUCCAAAGGACCUGACCUUCUUAAAGGAGCUGGGGACUGGACAAUUUGGGGUAGUGAAAUAUGGGAAAUGGAGAGGCCAGUAUGAUGUGGCCAUCAAGAUGAUCAAAGAAGGCUCCAUGUCCGAGGAUGAGUUCAUUGAAGAAGCCAAAGUCAUGAUGAAUCUUUCCCAUGAGAAGCUGGUACAGUUGUAUGGCGUCUGUACCAAGCAGCGCCCCAUCUUCAUCAUCACUGAGUACAUGGCCAAUGGCUGCCUCCUGAACUACCUGAGGGAAAUGCGCCACCGCCUCCAGACUCAGCAGCUGCUGGAGAUGUGCAAGGAUGUCUGUGAAGCCAUGGAAUACCUGGAGUCAAAGCAAUUUCUUCACCGAGACCUGGCAGCCCGAAACUGUUUGGUAAAUGAUCAAGGAGUUGUUAAAGUAUCUGACUUCGGCCUGUCCAGGUAUGUCCUGGAUGAUGAAUACACAAGCUCAGUAGGCUCCAAAUUUCCAGUCCGGUGGUCUCCACCAGAAGUCCUUAUGUAUAGCAAGUUCAGCAGCAAAUCUGACAUUUGGGCUUUUGGGGUUUUGAUGUGGGAAAUUUACUCUCUGGGGAAGAUGCCAUAUGAAAGAUUUACUAACAGUGAAACAGCUGAACACAUUGCCCAAGGUCUACGUCUCUAUAGGCCUCAUCUAGCUUCAGAGAGGGUAUAUAGCAUCAUGUACAGCUGCUGGCAUGAGAAAGCAGAGGAACGUCCUACUUUCAAAAUUCUUCUGAGCAACAUCCUAGAUGUCAUGGAUGAAGAAUCCUGAGCUCACCAAUAAGCUUCUUGGUUCUACCCCUCUCCUCCACAAGCCCCAAUUUCAUUUCUGAGGAAAUCCCAGGUUUACAGGCACUGGGUCCUUUGUGCUCUUGCUGAAUACACAAAGGCCCCUCUCUACAUCUAGGAAUGACUCUUCUAUGAUUCUCUGGGAUAGUACCUUCUGAGCAAAAGCCAAGGAAUUCUUGUGCCUGGUAUUGUUCUCAGAGAAAAUAAUUUCCAGGAGUAUUAAGACAGGACUGAAUUUGGGAUGGAAAGUUUGGAGGAGGGAGGGAUGUAAAUAGCCUGACAAGGGAUCCAACAGCUCUUUGGGUAGGCAUUAGAGCUUGGGGGGCGGGAGGCACAAUUUGGCAAGAAUAAAAUGGUGUCAUAAAAAUGGGAGGGCAGGGUGUUUUGAUAAAAUAAAAUUACUGGAAAGCA
This is a messenger RNA of Felis catus (domestic cat), 2663 nucleotides long. RefSeq names its product Bruton tyrosine kinase (gene BTK). Gene Ontology annotation, molecular function: non-membrane spanning protein tyrosine kinase activity; ATP binding; protein binding. The coding region runs from base 256 to 2235 and encodes 659 amino acids. The record is from RefSeq and is a predicted model, not a curated record. Gene Ontology annotation, biological process: intracellular signal transduction; T cell receptor signaling pathway; B cell receptor signaling pathway. Lineage: Eukaryota; Metazoa; Chordata; Mammalia; Carnivora; Felidae. The transcript is spliced from 19 exons.